UGGUCGUGUUGUAAACAGCUCCAGCAUCAAAAUGAGCUGAUCUUGUGUAAACAUGGGCACUUACCCCGUUUCCUACUCAUGACCGUGAUAUCACAUGAUCAGCACUUUCAGAGCAGGCAAUAUGUCUUACAUUUGGACAGGGUUCCAGGAUUUUGUCGAUGGUUGAGUGUGGGUGAGGCAGCGACUGCUCUGAGACCUUUCUACUUCACUGUACACCCAGAUCUGUUUGGGCAGCACCCCAAAGAAAGGUCUAUCAAUGAAGAUUCCCUGAAGAAACUUCACCAGUAUAUAUUUGCCCUCAGAAAACAGGAGAAAGUUCCUCCAACCAAUCUCACAUUUUUUGCAAAGAAAGAUGCAGAUAAUUUGAAUCCAAGUCAUGUAAAGAUUCACCUGGCAUCACCAAAUAUCCGGGAUACAGUUACAACAGUACUAAGCUCCUGUCAGUUGCCACUGGACUACAUCAACACAAUUCCUGACGUUUCUCCAUCUACCAGGCAUAGGGUACACCAUGGACCUGACUUUGGAGACAUAUUUGCCAGACGUAAAGGUGGAGAAGAGUACUACAGAAAAGUACAAAAACUUAAUUUGUUAUCAUGGAUAAAAACCAAUUCCCAGAUCUCUAGAGCAAACACAGAAGAAUCUUUAGAGUUUGAGAAGGAUGUUGAGUAUAUCACUGGAAGGCUCAAAGAAAUGGUGGGGUUAAGGGCAGUUCGAUGGCACACAAAUUGGGGGCCUCGUCGGUAUACAGCUUGUCUGACGUCACUGGAAAAGGUCGCUGAGAAUCACCUAGCAUUUGUCAAAAAGUACCUCUCUGGGCGGGAUGUGGCAAUCAGUGACAGGAACGGGGUCAGCUUGUCUGGAGAAGUGUGCCUUAACCACACUGAUGUCCCUCAAGUUUGGCUGAGGAGAAUGACAGCAGUCCCUGCAUAUGAUGCAGUCUUAGAGCGCCUUCCUUUCAUGGAAAAGGAACUAUCUCAAUUAUUAUGUCACAUAAAAAUCCGUCGACGAGAACGUCACCAUAUUGUGAUGGCAGAAGAGUAUGAGCUUCUUCUUAACAAGAUUUUAAAUUCCAUGAGGAGAAGUCAGGAUCUUGUGAGGCGAGGGUUUAAAGACCAUGACCUUUCUCUUUUAGAAAUGGUGGUGGAAGGUCCAUCUGCACCCCUGACACUUACAAACCUGGGUCAAUAUUUAAUUCCUGUGUCUAUGCCAGGCUCAAUGAUUGUGGAGUUUAUAAAGAAUACUCGGCAUCAGGCAGAAGAACUUCUCCGGGAUGCUGUCUCUCUGAGGAUGAUUGAAGGGGAGGUGAUACAACAAACCCGAGACAGGCUCAAUCUGCGGAGCCUUGAAAAAGACUUGAAUAUUUCCCCGGCCCAGAUGACCCAGUGCUGUGAGCGACUGAUUGAUCAUGCAGAUGAACUCGGUACUUAUGUGGAGGGCAUUCGUAUACGUGCAACACAGUAUUACUCGGUGACAGACGAUGGAUUGGUGUGCAUACCUUGGAACUGGGAGGACGACAAUUAGAUGUGAUAUUUUUAUUUGAAAUGUAGUCUAGAGCCGUAUUUGACCAUAUAGUGGGUUUUUUCCAUGGGGGUUGGGGUGGGGUGUGUGAUUAUGUUAGCAGUUUGGUAUCAUGCCGUCAAAUUUUCAAUAGCUAAAUUUUGAACCUAAACGUGACUGCAAUCACAUGUAUAUUAGCAAGAGAGAUAGCUGUAUAGCAGUUGGUUUUUAUCAACCUCUACCCUGAGUUUUCGUUCUUAACACCCACAAAUACCUCUGUCAACAUCUUGAGAGUUUUUCAAGAUUUUUGUAAAACAGUUAAAAUGCUCAAAUAGAAAAUGGUUUCGCAUUUAGUUGUAAAUAUAUACGUAAAUAAAUCAAUAUUAAGCAGAAGUCAAGUCUUUCCGUGACACAAGAAGCAUUGAAUUGGGGUUAAACAUGGGCAUUGUGUGAUUACACUAUAUAGUUAUAGACAUGCAAUGUAAUGGGAAACAAAAACUACCAUAAGUUCCCUGCGCUCUACUUUUCUGAUAUUUUGUAAGUGAAUUAACACAUGCAAUACUACUGCUGAUUUUGAGACGUUGACAGAGUUUAUGUAUGUGUGAGCGUAAGGAACAAUAACUCUUGAAAGAGAUUGGGUUUUUUUUUAUGUCAAAGGUGAAAAGAACAUAUGUAACACUCUUCAGCUUGGGAGGUAAAAAAAAAAAACCUGCUAGUUUUGGUGGGUUUUUUUUUAUGUCAGUUGUUUCUGACGACAGUUAAACAUUUUCCAAAUAAGUGAACUCUACACUGCUGAUCAAUUCUUAAAUUUUUUUUAACUCAACGUCAUCCAAAAUAUAUAUGUAUACCCAAUACUUCUACAAGUAAGAGCCUCGUUUAUUGUUUUUAUGCUCCUUAUAAUCUUCUGUAUAUGAAGUAAUAAAAAAUAAAUAAAUGAAAUAAGAUGAAAAUAAAAUUUGUGAGCAAAAUAAACUGUAAUGUAAAUUUUAUAUAUAUAUAUAUAUAUAUAUAUAUAUAUAUAUAUAUAUAUAUGAUAACACAGAAUAAGAGUGUCGCUGCUGGACCACUAGCUGGUUGGAGUAGUAUACCUGGGAGCUAGAAAAUUGCCAAAUUUUAUGUCCUGAAAAAACCUUCUAUGUGGUGAUUUUGUUUGAAGCUAUGCAUUUGAUUUGGAAUGUGGAUGUUUUGUUACAUAUUAUGUGGAGAAUAUUAUUUAUAAAUAUUACCCCAAACAGUUGAAUAUGCCUGUUUGGUUGACAUGGAUCUUAUAUUUUGAAUAGAGACACUUUUGCUCAAUCCCUGUGGAUUGUAAAAUUUUCUUCCAAAUUUAUGUUAUGAAAUUUAUGUAUACAUAUAUACAGUGUUUACACAGGAAUUACUUUUAUAAAUAAAAUCAUUUUUAGUAAAUUACCCAUGUUUGUUUGUCCAUUGUUCAGCUUUGUUACAUGUACAUGUACAAGAUUUAAGCCUCAUCUACAUUGACUUUCAUUAGACUUGCAUGAAUGCAUGUAGAUAUGGAUUCCAAGGUUAAAUGUCAAAAUUCAGGGUCACUGAAAUGGAAUUUCUGAAAUUUUAUGUGAGCAAGAUAUAAAUUACAUUGUACAGUUUUCAUUUAAAGUGUGUUAGAUUUACAGGAAUAAACUUGUACAUGUAUAAAGA
Messenger RNA from Ostrea edulis (European flat oyster), 3156 nucleotides. RefSeq names its product T-cell activation inhibitor, mitochondrial-like. Bases 79 to 1521 code for a protein of 480 amino acids. NCBI's taxonomy places the organism in Eukaryota, Metazoa, Mollusca, Bivalvia, Ostreida, Ostreidae. Gene Ontology annotation, cellular component: mitochondrion. The record is from RefSeq and is a predicted model, not a curated record. The transcript has 9 exons.